This is a messenger RNA of Brassica oleracea var. oleracea, 824 nucleotides long. Its product is annotated as mavicyanin. Gene Ontology annotation, molecular function: electron transfer activity. The transcript is spliced from 2 exons. The record is from RefSeq and is a predicted model, not a curated record. Gene Ontology annotation, cellular component: plasma membrane. Lineage: Eukaryota; Viridiplantae; Streptophyta; Magnoliopsida; Brassicales; Brassicaceae. The coding region runs from base 40 to 603 and encodes 187 amino acids.
CUUAGUAUUUCUAAGGAGAGUUCAAUUCAAUAAAAACCAAUGACAAUGCAAGCAGCUCUUGUUAUCCUGGUUUUCUCCGGUUUACUAGCAGUUAAGACAACGUUAGCAGCACAGCAUGUGAUAGGCGGGAGCCAAGGAUGGGAACAAUCGGUUGACUUUGAUUCCUGGUUGUCCGAUAAAUCUUUCAAAGUCGGCGAUCAACUUGUUUUCAAAUAUUCCGGACUACACAGCGUUGUAGAGCUGGGAAGCGAAGCGGCAUACAAGAGUUGUGACCUGGGAACACCUGUAAUUUCCUUAAGCUCAGGAAACGACGUCGUUAAGCUUUCUAAAACCGGUACUCGUUAUUUCGCAUGUGGGACCCCAGGGCAUUGCCAAUCAGGCAUGAAGGUUAAAGUCAACGUUGUCUCUGCUGACUCCACUGCUGUUCCAUCUCCGGGUUCGGAUUCAAGCUCCGAUUCAGAUUCGGGCUCCAGCAACGGCUCAGAUUCGGGUUCGAGCACCGGCUCAGGUUCGCGUUCGAGUUCCGGUCAGGGGCUACGUGCUUCCAUUGGAUAUAUUUUAGCUGUGGGAUCGUUGGUUAUUGGACUUGUUUGGGCUUUCUGAGAAAGGCUUUUGUAUUGCAUCAAAAACAUUGCGGAGGGAAGAAACUUAAUAAUUUUGUGAGUUAUAAUCCGUAUUUGUUGUAUUUUCAUCAUUAUGUAUUUCGAAUAUUGCAUUUGUAAUUUUGUUCUUUUAUCCGUAUUUCUCAAUUACUUUGCUUUCUCACCCUCUUCUUGUCCACUUGAUUGGUCCGGUUGGAAUAUUCUCUAUUAUCCCUUUUAAUA